UCACACACACACACACGCUGAAUGUGUCACUUCCCUCUUUCUCUCUCCUUCCCUCUCUCUGACAGAGAGUCGGUACUGAGACAAGCAAGUCUCCUGCCCUGAGAACACAAUGAUUCUGCCCAAAUCAAGACGCUGGAUUCCUUUCUGUCUGACCCUCGCACUUCUCUCUCAAGGAGCUGUGAUGGGGGAAGGUGUGAUCACUCAGGUCCCGAGUCUGGUCCAUAGGACUGAGGGGCAGUCGGUCACUCUCAACUGUACUGUCCGUGAUACAAGUGCUGGAGCAGCAAGGUGGAGCAGAGACACAGGCAGAGGCAGACAGCCCUUCUUCAAUACAGGAGGUGGGGCCAGUGACCCCCGCGUGACCUUUAUAUUAGAUAACCAUCUAACAGACAAGUCCAUCAGAAUAGACAACCUGACCCUGGGGGACUCUGGGGUCUAUUACUGUGACAAGUACAGACCAGGUCCCUCCAGUGAGAUCGCAGUCCGAGGACCAGGAAUGAAUCUGACAGUGACAGAUAGCACCAGGGAGAGUGAGACUCAGCCCUCUGUCAUCGUGGUCAGCGUGGUGACUGUGGGGGUCAUCCUGGUCCUGCUGGUGGCCAUGGUCGUGUGGCGUUGCUCUCAUCACCAGAAAACAGGAGGACAGAAGGGAGAUGUGAGGCCAGAAGAUGCCAUCAAACACACUUCUACUGAAGAUGCAGAAGUGACUGACAGCUGGCAGUUAUUUUAA
This is a messenger RNA of Lepisosteus oculatus (spotted gar), 730 nucleotides long. The record is from RefSeq and is a predicted model, not a curated record. Lineage: Eukaryota; Metazoa; Chordata; Actinopteri; Semionotiformes; Lepisosteidae.